Prunus mume (Japanese apricot) is the source of this 927-nucleotide messenger RNA. The record is from RefSeq and is a predicted model, not a curated record. NCBI's taxonomy places the organism in Eukaryota, Viridiplantae, Streptophyta, Magnoliopsida, Rosales, Rosaceae.
AUGGAAAAGGAAGAAUUUGCUUCCAAUGGCAUUCCAAGUCUGGGUUCUGGUGGAUAUUACAAUAAUAUUGGUUUCAAGUUCCUCAAAGUUAUUCAUUUUCGACAUGUUGGUGUGACCGGGGAAGUUGUUGAGUUAUUCUUGUCCAACUGUCCACUUCUUGAGCGGUUGUCUCUAGAUGUUGCCAAAAAUUUAGUUAAUUUAAGAGUUGUCGGUCCCUCGAUCGCAUUGAAAUAUUUGGAGAUAAAACAUUGUCAACGACUUAAAAACAUUGAGAUUUGUGACGCAAACAUUGUUUCAUUUAUUUAUUAUUGUGGAUCAUUGAUAACUUUGCAUCUCAAGAAUGUACCGCUGCUUGUUGAUGUAACCUAUUACAAGUGGUACGCUUAUGCUGAAUUCACAAGGAUUGUGUUCAGCCAACUUUCGCCUUGUCUUUCUCAUAUAAAGAUUCUGAAGCUAGAUAUCAGAGAAGCGGUCUACAAUCAAAAUCAUGUACUUCCCAUACUAGCAAAUCUAAGGCAUUUGCAAUUAUUAGUUGAUGCAGGCUACCAUUGGUCCCUUGGUCGCUUAGCUUCUUUCAUGAAGGCAUGUCCUUACAUGCAGAGACUUGUUUUGGGGUUAGGUCUGAAAAUAUCCAAUACGAAGAUGGCAAAAAUAGAGAAAGCUGCCGAAUGCCCCCAUUACUACCUCAAGGAAGUAGAAAUAUCAGGGUAUCGUGGUCACAAAUGUUGUGUUCAACAUGUCAUGUACUUGAAAAAGAAUGUUAUUGCAUUGGAGAAGAUUGUUAUAAAUCCUGUCCGGUUUUGGUGUGCACCUUCUGGAACCGAGUUCAAUUUCCUGCGAGUCAAUGAGGAACAGAAUGCAAGAGAUCAUGCUAUCCAAUACCUUAAACAAAAAAUGCCUUCUACCAUAGAAUAUAUAUGCCUCUAG